This is a messenger RNA of Cydia strobilella, 489 nucleotides long. RefSeq lists its product as uncharacterized. The coding region runs from base 1 to 396 and encodes 131 amino acids. NCBI's taxonomy places the organism in Eukaryota, Metazoa, Arthropoda, Insecta, Lepidoptera, Tortricidae. The record is from RefSeq and is a predicted model, not a curated record. The transcript has a single exon.
AUGAAAAAGAUCACAUUGCCACCUGCACCCCAGGUAGAAGAAACUCGACCACUUACGACGCUCUCCAAAUACAUGAGAGUACAACAGCUUAAGGCUCAUUUUUGGAAAAGAUACUCAAAAGAAUACAUUUCAGAGCUCCAGUCCCGCAGCAAGUGGCGCACUCAAGGUGCGCAUCCACAACUGGGCGAGAUGGUCAUCAUCAAGGAUGACCGCCUACCACCGAACCGAUGGCUGCUCGGACGAGUCACGGCCGUCCACCCGGGCAGCGACGGCGUCAACCGCGUCGCCGACAUCCUCACCACUACUGGGACCCUGCGCCGGGCAUACAACCGGCUCUGCCCACUUCCAUCAACGUUGGAUCAGGCAGCUCCUGACCCAAGGGGGCCAGCCUGUUGACGCGCCAUCUAUGUGUGCGUGCGCACACAGACACCACCCGAUCUACGCGGUGCCGCAAGCGCCGGCCCGCCGCAUUCUCCGAUCCGUAACAGC